Molecule: messenger RNA, 963 nt
Organism: Sipha flava (yellow sugarcane aphid)
Lineage: Eukaryota; Metazoa; Arthropoda; Insecta; Hemiptera; Aphididae
Product: zinc finger protein 862-like
Exons: 3
Coding region: 1-963 (320 amino acids)
Source: RefSeq, a predicted model, not a curated record
AUGGACCUAUUCAACCAAAACAUGGAUUCAACAAAGUUAAUGGUAGAUAAUUUAGAACGGACUGAAUACAGUUUAGAAGAACAAGUGGCUUUUUGUUUUUUCUACCGUGUGAUGCCAUCUAAAAAGUCAAGUUUUACAGUUAUACGAGUAGUUGGUGGAGUAAAAAGUAAUGUUUUUUCAGCCACUGGUUUUAAUAACUGGAAAAAUUCAUUAGAUAAAGAGGCCACGAUGAAAGUUCUAAUUCUAAUAACAAGGGGUGUUUUCAAAGAAUUUAUUCAGUUUUUGACAAGUAAUGGUGACAGUAUUUUGGCAGUUCAUUUAAAAAAUUCACCUCAUAAUGCUAUGUAUCUUAGUCCUGAAAUCCGAAAUGAAAUGGUGUCUAUUACUGGUGAAAGUAUUAAAAGUUACAUAGUAAAAGAAGUAAUUGAAUGUGGUCCGUUUUCUAUUUUAAUGGAUGAAACGUCAGAUUUAUCCUAUAAAGAACAAGUUUCAAAUUUUGUACGGUAUGUUAAAUUUGGAAAUCAAAAUUAUACCAUUUGUGAACACAUUAUUGCUCUGCAAGAAACUAAUCAAACUACUGGUGAAGCUUUAACUGAACUUAUUUUAUACAUACUAAGCAAAAAUAAUCUUUUAGUAGAAAAUCUUGUUGGUCGAGGGUAUGACGGUGAAAGUAAUAUGAGGGGUGCAAUUAAAGGAGUACAAAGUCGAAUUAAGGAAAUAAAUCCAAAUGCACUUUACACUCAUUGUUUUAGUCACAAUUUAAACUUAGUUUUAAUAAAUUCCUUGACUGGAAGUAGGCACACCAUACUUAAACAUUUCUUUGGAACAGUGGAAUUAAUAUAUUCGUUUAUUGAAGGAAGUCCUGUUCGACAUUCAUAUUUUAUAUCAAAACAAAAAUGUCCACUUCGUUACACUAAUGACAAUACCACGUGUCUACAUUUCACUAAUUGUUCAGGAGAAUGA